CCCAACAUACCAACUGCAAAUGCAUUUACCAUGAAGUGUCAAAAGUUCAGCUAGAGCUGACCCAUGCAUCAUUUAGCCAGGACCCGUUUGUCAGUAACCUGACUAAGCCUUUGAAAGAUCAAUUUGAUAAAUAUUGGAAUGAUUGCUUCCUGGUUUUGGCAGUUGCUGUAGUUAUGGAUCCAAGAUUUAAAAUGAAGCUUAUUGAGUUCAGCUUCUCAAAGAUAUAUGGCGAGGAUGCUGGGAUGUGGAUCAAGAUCAUUGAUGAUAAUGUUCAUGAACUGUUUUACGAAUACAGCACUCCGGCACUUCCUCCGCCAGAAACUUUUGUGGGAGGAGGGAAUGAGAUCGUCCCCAAAACAGAGACACUUGAAGGAGCUUCUCAAGAAAGCCAUAACAUAGACGUAUCCUCUCAGGAUGUGACUCUUAUAUCUGUCGGCGAUGGGCUUUCGGAUUUUGAGGUUUAUAUUUCCGAGAUUACUAGCACUCAGCAGAUGAAGUCAGAAUUAGAUCAGUAUCUUGAGGAGUCUCUUUUGCCCCGGGCUCAAGAGUUUGAUAUUCUGGGUUGGUGGAAAUUGAACAGGAUCAAGUACCCAAUUCUCUCAAGGAUGGCUUCGGAUAUUUUGUCUAUACCAUUUUCUACGCUUGCUCCUGAUUCUCUGUUCGACACCAAAAACAAGAUGAUGGAUAGCUACCGGGGUUCAUUGCGACCAGUGACACUCGAAGCUCUAAUUUGCGCCAAGGACUGGUUCCAGUAUGCGUCAUCAACUUCACAGGUCCAAAGUGAGACACUGAAACCGGAUUUUAAAGUAUAGGUUUAGUUAUUUUCUUGUAGGAUUGGUUUUUAGCCUCUAUAAUUUUUUAGAUAUUGUAAUUUUUUUUUCUUACAGUUCUGGAGAUGCCUGGGAUUUUUGUUUUCUGAAUUCAAAAGAUAUUUGUUGAGCUAGUACUGCCAUUAGUCUUGAAGACAGGAUCUGAACUACUAUGCUGGAUAUUAGUUAUCCUCCAUAUAUAAACCUCACAGAUGAUAAUUUAGUGAAUAACAAUGCUUGUUCCUUGUAA
Messenger RNA from Carica papaya (papaya), 1059 nucleotides. The record is from RefSeq and is a predicted model, not a curated record. NCBI's taxonomy places the organism in Eukaryota, Viridiplantae, Streptophyta, Magnoliopsida, Brassicales, Caricaceae.